AUGGUGACGAACCAGGAGGCGGAGGCGGCAUCGGCGGCAGCGCCGGGGGCAGGGGCGACGGUGGACCCGAUGCGGCUGGCGUCGCGGUGGCGAUCCCAGGCGGAGUGGGCCUGCGCGGCGGCGGAGCUGGAGGCUGAGCCGGCGCCGUCCGAGCUCAACACCCUCAACAGCUCGGGACUCUUCUCCGUCGUCUCUACCGACAAGUUGUCCGUGAAAUACCUCGGCAGCCAUCACCACGGCCACGACGUCGGUGUCGUGCAGGCCGACCGCCCCGCGCCCACGCGCCGGGCCGUGUACUACUUCGAGAUGAGCGUCAGGAACGCGGGACACAAGGGGCAGUCAUCCAUCGGGUUCACGAACGAGAGCUUCAAGAUGAGGCGACAACCGGGUUGGGAGUCAAACAGUUGUGGAUACCAUGGUGACGAUGGCCACCUUUACGUGGGUCAAGGGAAAGGUCAAGCAUUUGGGCCAAAAUUCACAUCUGGUGACAUAAUUGGCGCUGGCAUCAACUACUUGUCACAAGAACUUUUCUUCACGAAAAAUGGAGCUCAGGUUGGAUCCGUUCCAAAAGAAAUUAAAGGCCCACUAUAUCCUACCAUUGCAGUUCAUAGUCAGGGUGAAGAGUUGACUGUUAACUUUGGAAAAGAACCAUUCUGUUUUGACAUUGAGGGUUAUAUUUUUGAAGAGAAAAUGAGGCAGCAAUCGGUGUCUGAUAAAUUGAACUUGGAGCCAGACAUCAGUCAUUGGAUUGUCCGUUCAUAUCUCCUACAUUAUGGAUACCAAGAUACAUUAAAUGCUUUUGAUAUGGCAAAUGCAACUGAUCCCCCCACCAAUCGCCAAAAUGGUCAUGCAGAACCUCCCGAAAUGUAUGGUCUUAGCCACAGAAAAAUUUUGCGUCAGCUUAUCAUGAGUGGAGAUAUCGACUCUACAUUCAAAAGACUUGGGGAGUGGUAUCCACAAGUGAUAAAGGAUGAGAAAUCGGUUAUUUGCUUCCUACUCCAUUCUCAAAGAUUCAUAGAAUAUAUCAGGGCUGAACAACUGGAGGAUGCUGUGAAAUAUGGUCGUGCUAACCUGGCAAGCUUCUUGACACACAAAGCUUUUGAGGGACUGCUGAAGGAUAGUGUGGCCCUACUUGCGUAUGAGAAGCCUGCAGAAUCAUGCAUUGGAUACCUGAUGGACUCUCCCCAGUGUGAAUUUGUGGCGGACGCAGUGAACGCAGCUGUCCUGUCGACGAACCCCACCAUGAAGGACCCUGAGAGCUGCCUUUACUCGUGUCUCGAGAGGUUACUAAGGCAGCUCACACUUUGUAGCUUUGAGCGGCGUGCAUUCAACAACGACCAAGGAGAUGCAUUCUUACUCCACAAAGAAGUGCAGAAUUAUGAAAGGUCCAGGCGCUCAUAG
Molecule: messenger RNA, 1401 nt
Organism: Miscanthus lutarioriparius
Lineage: Eukaryota; Viridiplantae; Streptophyta; Magnoliopsida; Poales; Poaceae
Source: the annotation of a GenBank genome assembly